AUGAAUCAAUCAAUUAAAAAUAAAACGGCGACUUCUAAUCAAAAAGAAAGGGAAAAUUAAGGCAAAGAAUAACUGAAUAAUCAGCCUAAAUCACUAACGAAAGAGUAAACUUCAUAGUCAAGCAACCCAAUUUCGAAUUCACCUCAAAGCAACAAAGAGGCAAAGGCUUCAACUGAGGCGCAGUAGUUUAUACAGAUGUUCUCGGAUAUGAAUGAAAAAGCAAUUGAAAGCAUGAACAAAGAUGAGCCCGAGACGGCUCUUGAAUUCUUAAAGAAAGUUGAUGAAACCUUAAAAAAGUUGCAAAGUGCUUCAUCAUCUCAUUAAUCUCAUUUGCAUACUUCUUCCAGAGAUUAUAAAAAGUCAAAGAAUCUGCCAGCUAACGAUAAUAAUAAAAAUAUAAAAUCAAUAGAUGAGUAAAUUGAUCCUAAUUAUAAAGCAGCACUCUAUUAUAAUCUGGCAUGUUGUUACUAGAGACUUGGAAUGCUGGAAGAAUGUGUUGAUUUCUUGGAACUAGCUACAAAAUCUCUUAAUAAAAAAAUAAUCAUGCUUGAGGAAGAGGAGAACGCUUUGCUUUUUAAUAAUAAUGCAGAUUAGAAUUCAGUAGAUGCGGAAAUUCUGGGAACAGGCAACUAGACAGCUGUGGGGAAUCAAAAUCACGCAAAUAAAUAUCUUAACUUUGGAGCUAAUCAUCACUAAUUCUCAACUCACAGUACAAAUGAUAAUAGAAAAAGCACCCACUAGCAAACUUACGACCAGAAAUCUCCAAUUACAGCUAACGCUAUGUCAGAUUAAAAGAAAGGGAAAAAGAUUAGCAGAGAAAAAUUGCUAGCUUCAAAAUUACAUAAGCUAAGAUAUCAAUGUAAAUUUAAUCUUUAAUUGUGCGCAAUCUUGUCAUAAAUAAACUAGCACAGAGAUGCCUUGAUUUACGGCCAUAAGUCAUCAGCAUUAUGCGCUAAACUUGUCAAAGAAGCUUAGUUAUUAUGCAAGCGAUUCAUGCAUCAAAUACAGAGAUCUAUCAAGAGAGAGCAAGAAAGAUAGACAAAUCAAAUAAGCCUUAAAAAUAAAAAGGUGCAUGAAAACUCAUUGUAAUAAGACUCAAUGUAAAGCAAUAAAACUCAAAAUGGAUUGGACAAUAGCAAUUAUUCUUAAAAAGCAAAAAAUAUAAGAGCAAAUACUGCUCUAGGGACAGGAGUAGCUAUAAGUUAUUCCAAAAAAGGGAAGAAUUCAAGGAGCUCGGUGAGCAGUGUGGAUAGAAAGGAUGAAUUUCAUGCUUAGUCGAAGAGAUCACAUUCGUCACAAUCUGAAAAAAUCAAAAGUCGUCAUGAAAUUGAUAAGUCAGCAGAUUCUAUCGGAAGUCCUAACUAAAGUGUGACAAGACUCAGAAUUUAUAAGAACCCAUUUGUUAGAGAUAGUAUGAAUGAGAGUUAAUUAUCUAAAUACAGAGAUAACAGUAAUGAGUCUCUCGAAAGAAUCCACACAUUUUCCUUGAAGAAUUCUUUCGCAAAGCUUAAGACUACUUAGAAUGACUAAGAUAAAACCUCCAAAAAUAGAAAAGACUCUAAUCCUAGCAGUCUUACAAGAUAGUCUAUAGAAAAUCUUUUAAAAAAUAAAGAUACCACUACUGCUGAAGAAGGAGCAGCUCCCAACAAAACAUACUAUGUAGAGGAAUCUGUUAAAAUACUUGAAAGCAUAAUAAUGAAGGCAGAUCCUAUUCUAUCUGAGCUUGCUUCUAAAGUAAAAUAGUUUGAGAAAAUAGCAAAUCUUACAGCUGCUGAGAGAGAGCAGGAUCUUUUGGAUAAAUAUGGGCAAGAGGAGUAUCAAGAAUAAAAGAGAAAACUAAAAGUAUCUUUUCAUAAUGAAGAUGAAAUAAACGAGUUGAAGUCUAAUUCAGCAUACAAGAUGUCCGUUAGAAACGUUCUUGGGCUAAGGCAUUCAGAAGAUUGGAUAUUCAACUUAAAUAUCGGUAAUGUAAUGCACCUCAGUUUAAUGGGAGCUGAAGAGCUGAAUGCAAAAUUAGAAAAUACCCAUGAGCUUUGCAAAGAUUCAAUGCUUGAGAAAAUUGUCUUAGUUAGUGUUUCUUAUUUCUGUAUCGGGACAGAGAUGAGAUUCUUAAUGUAAAAGCAAAAUAGUAAUAUAACAAAGAGGGACAGCGAGGCAUUUCACGCUAAGGCUCUUCACAUUUCAAGUCUUUUCCUUCCACAUGAUUGUCCACUAGUAAUGCAUAUUGUAAACAGCUACACUAAGAAUUAUCUGAAAGAUAAAAAGUAAUAAAGCAAAAGAACUACUACUGAUUUCUCCCUGACUUAAGGAACUGAUCCUGCUGCAAGAUAAAAAUCAAGGCAGUCUUAUGGUUCUAAUACAACCUCUCCAGCUCAUAUAUCAAUGAAUCAAUAGCAUCAUCAUACCCAAAAUAAUUAGAGUUCGCAAAACGAGCACAUAAUGACGAAUCUAAUGAGUAGGAUUGGAAGAGGGAAACAUCAGCAGCCAAGUCAGUAGUCUGUGCAUUCAUAAAAUUUUUCAAAUCCAAGAACUUCAGGCAGUGGAGAUUCCUAAGAUGAUUCUACUUCUCAGCCACACAGUAUCGAUGCUAAAGCUAAUCGAGUUCAUUAAAGCCAGAUUAAUCAGUAAAUUGUAAGGCCUCUUGGUUAUCCGAUUGUUUAGCAAGAAACCAUAAAGCAAUAAUAAAAUAGAGUCUCAAGUAGUCAAUAGCAAUAACUAUAGAAGAUACAUAUAGAUAUCAGCAGGGCUCAAUAGCAAGCAAUUAUUGAUUUAAGGGGGAGCAACUAAACUCAACAGCAGUCACCUCAUGAAAAUAUCAGUCUCAUGUACAGAUAACAUCAUAUACAGCCACUAAGCACUAAAAAUUAGGUACAGGAUAGAUCUUAAUAGUAAUUUCUAUCUUAGUAAGCUUUUAUACUUAGUGAUAAUUCUCAAGCAACUGUACCACUCUCAACCACUAGCAAAUAAAAGAAGGAAGUGAUGAUACAAAGAUUUCUACACAAUAGACCAUCUUAUGAGUAGCAGAAUCUAAAUACUGUAAAUAACGAUGGCCUUUAUCAAAACUUUGUUGAUAUCGAAAUACAAUAAGAUAAUCUGCCAACGACUAUAAACUAAUAAUCAAAUUAAUUACUAAGUCAAAUUUAAAGGUAAAAGCAAGUAAAAUCCUAGCUAAAUCAUCUCAAUACCUCUUCUGGAGCAUCACAGAACUAGAAUAACAACUAGGCAUUGAGUCAUCAUCAUCAGUUUUAAUAAUUAUCACUUAAUAGCACAUCAAAUUAAAGGACUUAAAAUAAAACUCCUUCUGCAAUCCACGAGAGACAUAAUGCUAUAAAUAGCGAACAAUUUCUCUAUUAGCAGAAUCAGUUCAUAGAUCUAAGUAGUAAUAACAAUGGAUUGAAUCUGCAGCCGAUAAGCAGUAUGUAAAGUAAUAAUCAACAUGGCCAAUAAACAUCAAAUCUUAAUAUACCUAUAAAAAAGAAAACCACCAGUGGAGGUGCAGGACAAGGCAGCUAAUUAUCCUCCACAACAGCAAUAACUUCUAUAUAAAAUAGUAAAAUCUUGUCAUCAGUGGGUGCGAGAAGUAAUUUGAAUAAUAGUAAAUAAGGAGGUGCUAAUGUUCAAAAUAUAAGUGGCAUGAUGAAAACUCUUGCUUCUGGUGGAUAGAUGAGCACAGGUCAAAACAGUCAUGGUAGUAACCUGCAGAAAUUCCUGGUAACUACAAACCAAAACAGAAGAUGA
Messenger RNA from Stylonychia lemnae, 3738 nucleotides. The record is from the annotation of a GenBank genome assembly. NCBI's taxonomy places the organism in Eukaryota, Ciliophora, Spirotrichea, Sporadotrichida, Oxytrichidae.